Messenger RNA from Myotis lucifugus (little brown bat), 6490 nucleotides. It is a transcript of the gene CROCC, whose product is annotated as ciliary rootlet coiled-coil, rootletin. Gene Ontology annotation, biological process: centrosome cycle. The record is from RefSeq and is a predicted model, not a curated record. The transcript is spliced from 37 exons. Lineage: Eukaryota; Metazoa; Chordata; Mammalia; Chiroptera; Vespertilionidae.
AUGUCACACUGCUUCCUGGGACUUCAUUGUGCAGCCAGAACACGAGAAGACAAGCUCCAGGAUCCCUAUCCCUGUCUGCCCUCUGACCGAGCGCCCCUCCGCUGCGGGCUUCUCCUCGCUCCCCGGGGCAGAGCUGCGGCACUGGAGAGCAGCGUCCUGGGGCCGGGCCAGGAGACCGGCCUGAGUGUGCAGGACCCGGCCCAGGACUGUCAGCCCGCCCCCCUGCCUGCUCUCCUCAGGGAAAUCGUCACCGGAAGCUUCUCCAAGCCUGAGAGCCCAGCCCUGCUGUCGGCCACAGAGAUGGCAUCAAUGCUGUCGCUGCAGGAGGAGAACCAGUUGCUGCAGCAGGAGUUGUCCCGCGUGGAGGACCUGCUGGCCCAGAGCCGUGCCGAGCGUGAUGAGCUGGCCAUCAAGUACAACGCGGUCAGCGAGAGGCUGGAGCAGGCUGUGCGGCUGGAGUCUGGGGAGCUGGAAACACAGGAGCCCAGGGGGCUGGUACGGCAGAGCGUGGAGCUGCGGAGGCAGCUGCAGGAGGAGCAGGCCUCCUACCGACGAAAGCUGCAGGCCUACCAGGAGGGCCAGCAGCGGCAAGCCCAGCUCGUGCAACGGCUGCAGGCCAAGAUUCUCCAGUACAAGAAGAAGGGCUCAGAGCUGGAGCAGCAGCUGUUGGAGAGAUCCACAGAGCUGGAGCAGCAGCGGCUGAGGGACACAGAGCACAGCAGAGACCUGGAGAGCGCCCUCAUCCGCCUGGAGGAGGAGCAGCAGAGGAGCAGCAGCCUGGCCCAGGUGAACGCUAUGCUCCGGGAGCAGCUGGACCAGGCGAGCUCAGCCAAUCAGGCUCUGAGAGAGGACAUACGCAAGGUGACCAGUGACUGGUCACGCAGUCGCAAGGAGCUGGAGCAGCGGGAGGUGGCGUGGAGGCGUGAGGAGGAGUCCUUCAACGCCUACUUCAGCAACGAGCACAGCCGCCUGCUCCUCCUCUGGAGGCAGGUUGUGGGGGUCCGGCGACUGGUCAACGAGGUGAAGAUGUCUACCGAGAGAGAUCUGCUGCAGUUGGGAGGGGAGCUGGCCCGGACCUCACGAGCUGUCCAGGAAGCGGGACUGGGGCUGAGCGCGGGCCUGCAGCUGGCCGAGAGCCGGGCCGAGGCAGCCCUGGAGAAGCAGGCGCUGCUGCAGGCCCAGCUGGAGGAGCAGCUGCGGGGCAAGGUGCUGCAGGAGGAGGGCCUGGCCCAGCUGCAGAUGCAAAGCAACCUGGACAAGGCCGACUUCAAUGCCAGAAUGACAGAGCUGGCCCUGACAGUGGAGCGCCUUCAGAACCAGAACCUGGAGAAGGAUCGGGUCAACAAGGCCCUCACUGAGAAGCUUGAGGCCCUGGAAGCCCUGCAGCUCCAGGAGCAGCCCGCCCUGGACACAGAGGAGGGCGAGGGGCUGCAGCAGACCUUGAGGGACCUGGCACAGGCCGUUCUGUCCGACAUGGAGAGCGGUGUUCAGCUAAGUGGCUCCGAGCACACCGCUGAUGCGUCAGAGGGCAGUCUGCGGGGGCUCUCGGGCCCCCGGACUCCAUCCCCAUCGAGGCGCUCCUCGCCCGGCCGCGGUCGCUCCCCGCGCCGAGGCCCAUCCCCAGCCUGUUCGGACUCCUCCGUGCUAGCCCUGAUCCACUCCGCCCUGCACAAACGCCAGCUACAGGUCCAGGACAUGCGUGGGCGCUACGAGGCCAGCCAGGACCUCCUGGGCACACUGCGGAAGCAGCUUAGUGACAGCGAGGGUGAGCGCCGUGCCCUGGAGGACCAGCUGCAGCGUCAGCGGGACAAGACCGACGGGGCCACCCAGGCCCAGGAGGAUGCCCAGCGCGAGGCCCAGCGUCUGCGGAGUGCCAUCGACCUCCUGAACAGGGAGAAGGACAGUCUGGCCCAUAGCCUGCAGGCGGCCCAGCAGCAGGCUGAGGAGCUGCGGCAGGAGCGGGAGAAACUACAGGUGACACAGGAGGAGCUGCGGCGCCAGCGGGACCAGCUGGAGGAAGAGAAGGAGGACACAGAGCAGGAUCGUGCGCGGGCACGCAGGGAGCUCGAGCGGAGCACUAGACAACUAGAGCAGCUGGAGGUGAAGCGCUCAGGGCUGGCGAAGGAGCUGGUGGAGGUGAGGGAGGCGCUGAGCUGUGCCACGCUGCAGCGGGACAUGUUGCAGGCUGAGAAGGCCGAGGUGGCCGAGGCGCUGACCAAGGCUGAGGCUGGCCGCAUGGACCUCGAGCUCGCGAUGACCAAGCUGAGGGCAGAGGAGGCCUCUCUGCGGGACGCCUUGUCCAAGCUGAGCGCCCUCAACGAGAGCCUCGCACAGGACAAGCUGGGCCUGAACCACCUCGUCGCCCAGCUGGAGGAGGAAAAGGCAGCCCUGCUGGGCCAGCAGCGGCGAGUGGAGCAGGAGGCCACCCUGGCGAGGGAGGAGCAGGAGCGGCUGGAACAGCUUCGGCUGGAGCAGGAGGUGGAUCGACAGGGCCUGGAGGGCUCCUUGCGGGUGGCAGAGCAGGCCCGGGAGGCCCUGGAGCACCAGGUCCCCACACUGCGCCAGGAGCGCUGCCGGCUGCAGGAGCAGCUGGCCCAGCUCUCCCGGCAGCUGAGCGGGCGGGAGCAUGAGCUGGAGCAGGCACGGCGGGAGACACAACGGCAGGUAGAGGCGCUGGAGCGGGCGACCCGGGAGAAGGAGGCGCUGGCCAAGGAGCGGGCCGGUCUGGCUGUGCAGCUGGCGGCAGCUGAGCGUGAAGGCCGAACCCUAUUGGAGGAAGCCACACGCCUGCGCUUGGAGAAGGAAGCCCUGGAGAGCAGCCUGUUUGAGGUGCAGCGGCAGCUGGCCCAGCUCGAGGCCCGUCGGGAGCAGCUGGAAGCUGAUGGGCAGGCCCUGCUUCUGGCCAAGGAGGCCCUGACGGGAGAACUGGCAGGCCUCCGGCAGCAGAUGACAAUGGCAGAGGAGAAGGCGGCCCUGGACAAGGAGCUGAUGGCCCAGAAGCUGGUGCAGGCUGAGCGGGAGGCCCAGGCCUCUCUGCGGGAGCAGCGGGCAGCCCACGAGGAGGACGUGCAGCGACUCCAGCGAGAGAAGGAGGCAGCAUGGCGGGAGCUGGAGGCAGAACGGGCCCAACUGCAGAGUCAGCUGCAGCGGGAGCGGGAGGAGCUGCUGGCCAGGCUGGAGGCCGAGAAGGAGGAGCUGAGCGAGGAGAUCCAUGCCCCCAAGACCAACUAACCCCCCAGGCCCUUCGCUCUCUGCCUCUGCCAGGCCCUGUCGCUAAAGGAGUCUGAGAAGACGGCGCUGACGGAGAAACUGGUGGGUACACAGCACAGCCUGACCGCCAUCUCCCUGGAGAUGGAGCGACAGAAGCGAGAUGCUCAGAGCCGGCAGGAGCAGGACCGGGGCACCAUGAACACCCUGACAUCCGAGCUGCGGGACCUGCGGGCCCAGCUUGAGGAGGCUGCCGCGGCCCAUGCUCAGGAGGUGAAGAGGCUGCAGGAGCAGGCCCGAGACCUGGGCAGGCAGCGGGAAUCCUGCGUGCGCGAGGCAGAGGAGCUUCGGACUCAGCUGCGCCUGCUGGAGGAUGCCCGUGAUGGGCUGCGGCGGGAGCUGCUGGAGGCCCAGCGCAAGGUACGAGAGAGCCAGGAUGGCCGUGAGGCCCAGCGGCAGGAGGCGGCCGAGCUGCGGCGCAGCCUGGGUGAGGGCGCCAAGGAGCGCGAGGCCCUGCGGCGGUCCAACGAGGAGCUGCGGGCUGCCGUGAAGAAGGCCGAGAGCGAGCGGAUCAGCCUGAAGCUGGCCAAUGACGACAAGGAGCAGAAACUGGCGCUCCUCGAAGAGGCUCGGGUGGCCAUGGGCAAGGAGGCCGGGGACCUGCGGGCCGGGCUGCAGGAGGUGGAGCGCUCUCGGCUGGAGGCUCGGAGGGAGCUGCAGGAGCUCCGGCGGCAGCUCCAGGGAGCCCAGCGGAAGCUGCAGGAGCAAGAAGGCGAGUUCCGAGCCCGCGAGCGAGGCCUGGUAGGCAACCUGGAGGAGGCGCGCAGCGCGGAGAAGCAGCAGCUGGACCACGCACGCAGCCUGGAGCUGAAGCUGGAGGCGGCUCGGGCCGAGGCUGCGGAGCUGGGGCUGCGGCUGAGCGCGGCCGAGGGCCGGGGACAAGGCCUGGAGGUUGAGCUGGCCCGCGUGAAGGCCCAGCGUCGCGCGGCGGAAGCCCAACUGGGUGGCCUGCGAUCUGCCCUGCGCCGGGUUCUGGGUCUGGGCCGCGCUCCCAGUCCCGCCCUCAGUUCCACUGGGCGGCAGGCGCUCGGCUCCCUUGCCCGUUGCCCACCAAUCAGAGGAAGUGGGGACGGGCCCAGCAGCCCCAGCCCCUUGGAACGUAGCCCUGGAUCUGAGCCACCGUCCCCAGGACCUGCUACCUCCCCGACGUCUCCAGACCUGGACCCAGAGGCCGUGCGUGGGGCCCUCCGGGAUUUCCUGCAGGAGCUGCGGAGCACCCAGAGAGAACGGGAUGAGUUUCGGGCCCAGACCAGUGCCCUGAGUCGCCAGCUGGUGGAGAUGGAGGCCGAGAGGGACAGUGCAACCCUCGAGGGCAAGGCGGCUGCAGAAGGCUCUCGGCGCAGCGUGGACGGGCGGCUGAGCGGGGCCCAGGCGGAGCUGGCGCUGCAGGAGGACAGUGUGCGACGCAGCGAGCGGGAGCGCCGGGCUGCCCUCGACCAGGUGGCCGCCCUGGAGAGGAGCCUGCAGGCCACCGAGAGCGAGCUCCGGGCCAGCCAGGAGAAGAUCAGCAAGAUGAAGGCCAAUGAGGUGAAGCUGGAGAGUGACAAGCGGCGCCUGAAGGAGGUGCUGGACGCCUCUGAGAGCCGCACCAUCAAGCUUGAGCUGCAGCGGCGCUCGCUCGAGGGGGAACUGCAGCGCAGCCGCCUGGGCCUGAGCGACCGGGAGGCCCAGGCCCAGGCCCUCCAGGAGCGGGUGGACUCCCUGCAGAGACAGGUGGCAGACAGUGAAGUGAAGGCAGGGACUCUGCAGCUGACAGUGGAGCGGCUGAACGGGGCCCUGGCCAAGGUGGAGGAGAGCGAGGGGGCCCUGCGUGACAAGGUGAAGGGCCUGUCGGAGGCCCUGGCCCAGAACAGCGCCAGCCUCACCAGCACCCAGGACAAGAAUCUGCAACUGCAGAAGGCCCUGGCGGCUUGUGAACAUGACCGCCAAGUGCUCCAGGAACGGCUGGAGGCUGCUCGGCAGGCGCUAUCCGAGGCCCGGAAGCAAAGCGGCGCCCUAGCUGAGCAGGUGCAGACAAUGCGGGGCGAGAUGGCGGACCUGGAGCUGCAGCGGGCGGAGGCUGAGGGCCAGCUGCAACAGCUGCGGGAGGUGCUGCGGCAGCGGCAGGAGGCUGAGGCUGCGGCCCUGCACACGGUCCAGAAGCUGCAGGACGAGCGGCGGCGGCUGCAGGAGCGCCUGGGCGGCCUGCAGCGCGCUCUGGCUCAGCUGGAGGCUGAGAAGCGGGAGGUGGAGCGGUCAGCCCUGAGGCUGGAGAAGGACCGGGUGGCCCUCAAGAAGACGCUGGACAAGGUAGAGCGGGAGAAGCUCCGCAGCCACGAGGACACAGUGCGGCUUAGUGCCGAGAAGGGCCGCCUGGACCGCACUCUCACGGGGGCCGAGCUGGAGCUGGCCGAGGCCCAGAGGCAGAUCCAGCUGCUGGAGGCCCAGGUGGUGGUGCUGGAGCAGGACCAGAGCCCAGUCGGGCUGGAGGCACUGGAGGCAGAGGAGCAGCAACAGCUGGAGCUGCAGCAGGAGGUUGAGCGCCUGCGCAGUGCCCAGGUGCAGACAGAACGCACCCUGGAGGCGCGGGAGCGGGCCCACCGGCAGCGGGUGCGUGGGCUGGAGGAGCAGGUGUCCACACUGAAGGGGCAUUUGCAGCAGGAGCUUCGGAGGAGCUCAGCGUCCUUCUCCCCCGCCUCUGGGCCCCCAGAGAAAUGAGCCCUUUCCCGGCCGGUACCUGGGGCAGAAGAGGGCCUCCUCUCCACAACCCACUCAAGAGCCUGGGCCUGUCGGGGCCACCAGAGCUCAGAUGGGGUGAGGAGGAGCCGAGGUGGCAGUUCUGGGAGCUGGGGGACUCCAGUGCAGGCCCGACCCAGCAGUGGCUUCUCAGCAUCAUCAGAGUCACGUGCCGUCUCUGGGCCCCCCUCAGUCCAGCCCCUCCCCGGGUGAGCCACUCCACACUCUACAAGGUCCUCGCUGAGGGGCUGAGCCGAAGCCAGGGUCAGGGUGGCCGGCCCGGAAGCAGGCCCCUGGAGCGUGGGCUCAUGGGAAGCAGGAGGGGUGCCCAGGCCUAGGGCAGGGGUCAGAGACCCAGGCCCUGCCCUGGCUUCCCAGGGGUCUCUCUGCCUUAGCGCAGAGUGUUUGUCAGGAAAUCCCUUCGAGUUCAGAGUCCCUGUAUUUUUGUACCUUUUUAUAAUGUUAACUGUUCAGAACUGUUUGUGUGUUUUUACAAGACCCUAUUUUC